AGAAGGGUAAUGAGCACAGUGGGGAACAGGCAAUGACCAACAUCUCAACUGAGCGGCACAUCAGUCGGGCUGCAGCUCCCGGGAGAGCCGGGUACAGGCAGUGCGGGGGACAGGGCUGCUGGGGACAGGGCUGCUGAUCACAGCACGCUCCACUUGAGCAGACAAGCGUGCAACGGUGGAAAAACAAAUUGCACACUUUGCAGGAGACAAGCUGAGUGUCGGGGUGAGAAAAGCUACCGGGUCAGCAGGAGAGGAAGCGUGGAGCAGCUGAGACCGACCGGGUUUCCAUUUGCAAUUGGGAAAGUUACCUUGUCUCGAGAUGAGUAAGACUCUAACCAGGAGCAUCCUGCACAGCUACUUCAGGACACUGAAAGCAAGACAGCAGCAGCAAGCUUAAGCAGCACAGGUCCACUCACUUUUUCUCUGGACUCUUUCAGACUCAAAUUACUUGGCUCAGCUGUUUGACUUGGCGUGGAUGUAAUUUGAUUUUCAUCUGUGCAUUUUUCAUCUUUUUUUAUCUGGUUGGGAAACAGUGCAGACUUGGAGGGCACGUUGUUCUGUCCUGUCACCUCUGAGACUAUGUUAGACUGUGAGUCAGGGACCUCUUCAUCAUCAGCAGCAGUAGUAGCACUAGAGCAUGGAGAAGUCCAGCAGUGAGGAAUCAGCCAUUCAUCGUAGCCCUUCAGUCGAAAGCUGUGACUCUGAUUUUCCUCAAGCCUCCACGUCUGGCCGCCCAUUUGGUGGCCGCGGCUUCACGGCCGGCGCUUUCUACGGCUCCACGGGGCCACGUAAAAAUACUCAGCAGGGUCAGGCUGCAACGGCAGCAGCUGAGGCCAGCACGGGAGACAAGAGCAACAACAAGUCCAGCUCACCCAAAGGGAGCAAAUACGUGGUCUUUUACCUGGAUCUAUCAUUUGUGUUCCUUUUAGAAUUCAAGAAGUUUAACAUGGCAAGAGGCUGCCUUUGCUGCUUGAAAUACUUGAUGUUCAUCUUCAAUCUCAUCUUCUGGUUGUGUGGCUGCGGGCUGCUCGGCGUGGGCAUCUGGCUCUCUGUGUCUCAGGGCAGUUUCGCCACCUUCUCGCCCUCGUUCCCCUCAUUGUCAGCUGCCAACAUGGUCAUCGCCAUCGGCGCUAUUGUCAUGGUAACAGGCUUUCUUGGUUGCCUGGGUGCCAUCAAAGAGAACAAGUGCCUGCUGCUGAGUUUUUUCAUCGUCCUGCUGAUAAUUCUCUUGACAGAGCUGAUAUUACUCAUCCUCUUCUUUGUGUAUUCAGAUAAGGUGAGUGAGAAUGCUAAACAAGAUCUGAAGGAUGGCUUGGCUCUAUACAACUCUGAAAACAACAUUGGCCUGAGAAAUGCCUGGAACAUCAUUCAGGCAGAGUGGAAGUGCUGCGGCGUUAUAGCUUACACCGACUGGCAUGAGGCCCUGCAAGAGAAAGUCGUUCCAGACCGCUGCUGCCAGGAGCAUUACCAGAACUGUGGCCGUAACUCCACCAACAUGUUCUGGAAUCGGGGCUGCUUUGAGAAAGUAGAGGAAUGGCUUGAUGACAACAAGCACAUGCUGGGAACCAUAGGCAUGGUCAUCUUGGUAGUGCAGCUUCUGGGCAUGGCAUUCUCCAUGACGCUCUUUCAUCACAUCCACAGAACAGGGAAGAAGUACGAUGCCUAGCCUCAGGAGAAGAGGCCUGUCAAUGCCUGAAGGGAUGGAACUCUGAUUAAAUGUACCCCCCUCCUCCCGCACCACUGCUGCCACUACUUUACAACCAUCCUUUGACUCUGUUCCUAGACUUUGUGUUUCAUGUGUCGCCGCUCUGGGCUCUCUCCUUUCGCCAUUCAUUUUUGCCAAAGAGUAACACAACUGGAAGAGGAGAAGGGAUAAAUAAUUUGGCAUUGAAGCAACCUUUUGCAUUUGGCAACCUGUUGGUUGUCACUCCUCCCUUUUAAAAAAAAAAAAAAUCUGUGUUUGCCUGGAAUAACAAUUUGCUGGAGAGAACCACACACAGACACCAAGACAUUUAAGACUUUUGCUAACACUUACCACUCAUUGUGGUAAAGAACAUAGAACUCCUCCCUACCUAUGUAUUUCUUGUGGAGUAUAUAUUUGUCUUUCCUUUAGGCUUAAAAAAAAAUCAUCCCCCAUUUUCAUUGUAUAUGAAAAAAAAGUCCAAAACGGCAUGCCAGUUUUUUACAUCACCGACUUACCUUCAAAGCCGCUAUCACUAAUUUUUUUUCCAAAAACCUUUGAUAUGUGCGUGAUGCCCCUUUGGAAUGUAAGUAACCUACAAUGUAGUGUGUGUUGCAUUUGAUGUGAGCAGCAUAGACAUGUCAGGAUGGUGUUUAUUAUGAUCCAAGGGUCAUAUAUUUUCCCUUUGACUAGCAUUUUGGGUAAAGUGAAUGGGAUUGAAGGAAUUUAUUAAAGGGAGAGAAAUUAUUUCGAAAUAAA
Messenger RNA from Syngnathus typhle (broad-nosed pipefish), 2440 nucleotides. RefSeq names its product tetraspanin 9a (gene tspan9a). The transcript has 7 exons. Lineage: Eukaryota; Metazoa; Chordata; Actinopteri; Syngnathiformes; Syngnathidae. Gene Ontology annotation, cellular component: membrane. The coding region runs from base 638 to 1666 and encodes 342 amino acids. The record is from RefSeq and is a predicted model, not a curated record.